Zophobas morio is the source of this 993-nucleotide messenger RNA. Its product is annotated as protein hobbit-like. The record is from RefSeq and is a predicted model, not a curated record. The transcript has 11 exons. Lineage: Eukaryota; Metazoa; Arthropoda; Insecta; Coleoptera; Tenebrionidae. The coding region runs from base 85 to 993 and encodes 302 amino acids.
UCGGAGUUAUACCAGAAGAGGUUUCUGGCGACCCAGCACGUGGCUUCUAAAAAUACGCCGCUAGCAAGUAUCCUUGUGGAGAAUAUGAAGGUGCAUCUAUUAUCGGACGGAAAUUUAGCCAAUGAGGAUGAGUUGGAGAACCAUUUACGCUUGAUCGACCCUGACAGCCCAUUGGAUUCGAGAGGCGGCUGGGAUACUCUUAUUGGCUUUAAGAUCUGUGCACUCGCUGAUUUGUUCGUCCUUCAAUUCUGCGAUUUUUUCAGGCCAUUUUUAAAAAUUCACGAGUUAAACCUCUAUGGCACUCUGAUUUUUGCUGAGCUGGAGCCGUACCCCAACGGAAUAACUAGACUCAGCGAGGACUUUGGCGAAGCUUUGGGGCUUCUGUCUAUCGAUAAGAAGCUUGGCUUCCUCAAAGUUUAUCCUGAACUUCGACUUCAGCUGGCUAAAUGCGAUCUUUCUCACGGCCCCGCCUUCGAGCCCACCUUGAAGCUGCUCUCUUUAUUUUUGGAUCAUAUGUUGCCUCCUCCGGAAAACUUUUCUCCACAACCUUUAGGUGUUUGGGAUAAAUUCAGGCUAUUUUUGCACGGCAGAGUUUGGUUCAAGGCUUCCCUUCUAAAAGUCUUUUUGCAAGGAUCCAGAAACCCACUAGUCUGUCCCGAAGGAGUUCUUUUGCAGGGGAAAACUAUUACGGGUUUCUUUGGAGAUAGUGAGCUUAAGUUUGACGGCGAUAUUUCAGUAAAGCUCAAUUCGCUUUCCCGUUAUGAUGACUGCCAUCUUGCCGACUUCAAAGCGGUCCGCUUGAGGUUGAGCCUCCAAUGGUUCUGCAUUGGCGAUCCUGCUGAUCACCAUGCCUGCCGCCCGGUGGCCCCCGAAUAUCAGAAGACAGCGCCUUUCGACACCUUCAAGUACUUUCGAGCCAACGGAAUCGGAAUAAAAAUAACUGUAGCUUCUCAUGAAAAUACUGAACUUCAGUUGUACUCUAAUCUUCGCUAG